AUGCAAUAUGAUGGUCAGUACCUGGAAUAUUACCAACUGGUCAGAGAUUUUUUCUCAAUCUUGAAGAAAAAUGAAAUAGAAGCAAUUGUAGUCUUGGAUGGAGUUGAUGAAGAUGACAUGAAGCUUCCUACUCUAAGACAACGACUUCUUCGCAACAUAUGGGCAGUUCAACGGCAAGAUGACAUGACUCCUUUCUUCGCAUUAGACGUGUUUCGUCACGCAGCAACCGACUCUGGCGUUGAGCUAAAAAUGUGUGACUAUGAAGGAGAUGGAGUAGCUGCUCAACUGGCAAACAGUUUGCGCUGUCCGGUGAUUUCUAGCGACAGUGACUUCUAUGUAUUAGCCGAUGUUGUGAUUCCUUUGGAAACUUUUAAAUGGGAGAAGAAUGAAGGGCUAAUAAGUUGCAACAUUUACCGUCGAGAUAAAUUUCUUCGUCACAUAAAUUUGUCAGAUGAAUUUCUUCCUCUUUUGGCUGUUCUGUUAGGCAAUGAUCUCACUAAUGAGGAGCAGCUGAAACCAUUGCAUAAGAUCAUUACACAGAAUGUUACUCUUACUUCAACUCAGUCAAACAGAAGACAUGGACUUAUCUCCGCUGUCAUUAAAUGGCUUACAAAAUACCCAAAUUACGAAAUCGCUGAAGUAGAUUUGUUAGCUACUUUGAGGACAGGCCAUGAAAAAUUUGCCUUAAUCCUGGAAAAGUCAAGAUCUAGCCCUCGUUCGUUUGCAGACUGUGGUUUGAAGAUGGUUGAUGGCAGUGUUGUUCCAGACUGGGUGAUCAAGUCAUUUCAGAUGCUGAAGUUCUCUAUGGUUGCUCUCCAAGCUGCCAGCUGUGGCAGAAUAAGGCUGCGCGUACAAAUGGAGGACAUGUCGAGCCCUAGCUCACACACAUGCUCACGUCCCAUAAGACAAGUCAUGUAUGCAAUUCUUUUUAGAGCAACUACAUAUAGUCAAUCCAAAGUGAUUGAAACUGGCAGAGCGGAUGGCUGCGUUGCACUGAAAGAUUACCAUGUUGAAAUUCCAAUGUCAGAUAAUAUUUGCGAACUUGCAGAAAUUCAGUCACUGAGUUGCCAAAAAAGGCUUGGCAUUUUGCUUUCAGCGUUAGGUUGUGAUACUGAUGAAUUUCAAAAAGUAGAUGAAGACUGGAGACUGCCUGCAGCAGCUCUCUGCUAUUGGUCUCAUCUGAAAACAACAUCACACAAGGCUGUAUAUGCUGUCAUUUUUUCUUUCGUUAGCUGCUACCUAGCAUUCAAUCAACAGACAAGAUAUUCUUCGGAUUCACUUUUAAUACAAAAAUACGACUUGGCACUUAGUCAUGAAUUUUCUCAAUUUCAAAGCGUAUUGCAUUACACUAUAAUGCUAGACUCCGUGUUAAAUUUUCCAUUGCCCGAUUUCAAUGUCGCUCGACUCUUCGAUGGACGCUUGUCACAUUAUGCUGCAUCAAAGUAUGAUACAUACAAAAAAUUCGUUGAAGCGUCAGGAGAUUCAAAGAUGUUUACAGAUAUUUGUCAACUUUUGGGCAGACAGCCAGGUGGUAGUCAUUUCAAACAUGACACUAGAAAGAAAGAAAAGCGAAAGAAAACGAUACAUGUGAAUCCAACAACGACCGGACAUGCCUCUGGUAGCAGAUUUACAUCUCUUGAGCUUGAGCAUAGUAAUGACUCUGAUGUUGAGGUUGCUGUUGAUCUUACUGCAAGCGCGAGCCCAAAAAAUGUAGAAAAACAAAGAGAAGAAGAUGAAGCACAAACCCAACAUGAAAAUGAUGACGACAAAGCCAACGAGUGGACAACCGUUACAGUAAAGAAACAGGCAGGCAAGAAACAGCAAGAUUGGUAGUCAAUCCGCUGAGGAGCUAAAACAUGCAGGAACCGUAUGUGCUGACUGUCAGAAGCUGUUACUGAGAUCUUUUCAAACUGAAUCUGUGACCGUUCUUUUGUGUUAGCAUGCG
Messenger RNA from Corticium candelabrum, 1945 nucleotides. RefSeq names its product protein asteroid homolog 1-like. NCBI's taxonomy places the organism in Eukaryota, Metazoa, Porifera, Homoscleromorpha, Homosclerophorida, Plakinidae. The record is from RefSeq and is a predicted model, not a curated record. The coding region runs from base 1 to 1833 and encodes 610 amino acids. The transcript has a single exon.